Kockovaella imperatae is the source of this 585-nucleotide messenger RNA. Its product is annotated as 40S ribosomal protein S9-A. The record is from RefSeq and is a predicted model, not a curated record. The transcript has 5 exons. Lineage: Eukaryota; Fungi; Basidiomycota; Tremellomycetes; Tremellales; Cuniculitremaceae. Gene Ontology annotation, cellular component: cytosolic small ribosomal subunit. The coding region runs from base 1 to 585 and encodes 194 amino acids. Gene Ontology annotation, molecular function: structural constituent of ribosome; rRNA binding. Gene Ontology annotation, biological process: translation; positive regulation of translational fidelity.
AUGACCACCGGUGUCGCUAGGAAAUACUCCAAGACCUACAAGGUCCCAAAGAGGCCUUAUGAGGCUGCUCGACUCGACAUGGAGCUCAAGCUCGCUGGAGAGUACGGUCUCCGAAACAAGCGAGAGAUCUGGCGUAUCUUCUUGACCCUUUCCAAAAUUCGACGAGCUGCUCGUGAACUCCUCAAGCUCGAGGAAAAGGACCCCAAGCGUCUUUUCGAAGGAAACGCUCUCAUUCGACGAUUGGUCCGAAUCGGUGUGCUCACCGAUGACCGAAUGAGACUCGAUUACGUCUUGGCCUUGAAGCCUGAAGACUUCUUGGAGAGGAGAUUGCAGACUCAGGUGUUCAAGUUGGGUCUCGCCAAGUCUGUUCACCACGCUCGUGUCCUCAUCAGACAACGACACAUCACCGUCGGAAAGCAAGUCGUCAACGUUCCUUCCUUCGUCGUCCGACUCGACUCCCAAAAACACAUCAACUUCUCCAACCAGAGUCCAUUUGGAGGUGGACGAGCUGGACGAGUCAAGAGAAAGAGGGCAAAGGCUGCCGAGGGUGGCGAUGCUGGUGAGGAGGAAGAGGACGACGAGUAA